AUGAAACCAAUCCUCGAAAGGUUCCUACAAAUACCACUGCACUGCUUUUUAGGCAGCAUAUCCAGCAACAAGGACAACGACUGCUGUCCCAGUUCACACAGAUGCACCGAUCUGCUAAGCAAUAUAGCCCCAUCUAUCUUCUACAAAGAUACUCUCGCCCGCUUCUAUGACCCGCGGUAUGAGCCAGCCUUCUCUAACCCUAAAAUCCUGCACCCAGACCAUGAAGCGGUGACAGCAAAUCCUGCUCCUGGUGACGGAGAGUUCAGGCCUGUUUCUCCAGGCUUGACUUCAUACUCGGAUGUAAAGUCAGAAAGAGUAACGGGUAUCGCCUAUGAUGACUACCUGACCUUCCUCGAUAAUGGUGCUAGUGGCAGCGGUAUUAGCAGACGGGAGAGCGAGCUGCGUGCGUUCGCGCGAUAUAAGGAGCGUUACCACGAAUAUUUGCAUGAAAUUGCAUCGGUGAAGGUUGGAAAGAGGAGAAGAUGA
This is a messenger RNA of Aspergillus nidulans FGSC A4, 486 nucleotides long. RefSeq lists its product as uncharacterized. NCBI's taxonomy places the organism in Eukaryota, Fungi, Ascomycota, Eurotiomycetes, Eurotiales, Aspergillaceae. The record is from RefSeq and is a predicted model, not a curated record. The transcript is spliced from 2 exons. Bases 1 to 486 code for a protein of 161 amino acids.